AUGAUGCAGCACCCUUUCCAGCUCCUGCAGACGGCGAGUCUUUCGACGUUCUUCUCCGAUGGAUUUACAUUAGCGACUUCUUCCUCGUUGCCUGUAAAAAAAACAGAAACACAACAACAACGGAAACCGAAGUUCAAUAUCGAAUCCACCGCGGUAGAAGAGAGAAACGCAGGCGUAGUAUUAACAGGCGAAGGAGUGCAACACGCAUCUCUAGACCAUAUGGAGCGCACGGCUGGAAUAAAACGUUUGCGUUCCUCUUUAAGUGAGGCCAGCACGCAGGGGGUUACACCCAGUAGUGAGCGAGUGACAGAGUCAUUAGACCCAAAUCCUGUGAAUGAGAUAAUGGAUGAGGUUAAUUUACUGUCUGUUGUUAAUGGCAGUGAUGGAUCUCAUCUUUUCCUCGCUCCUGGUUCUACUUCAUUAAUGCAGAUGGGACCAACGGGAUCGUGGUCUAAAUCUCCAUUGCCGAAUGUACCGGAGACAUCUGCGGCUGUUGUUAGUACUGAUGUUGUUGUGAACUCAGAUGAGGUACAGGUGACGACACUAUCGCCAAAUGGAAAUCAUGGAAUUCAACAGAGUGAAGAAUUAGCUUCAUUAAUGCAUGCAGCUCUUCUGGAAUGCUAUAGAGUGGAAGAUGAGAUUCUAAAGAAUCUUAGAGAGCAGCAUGAGGGAAACAUAGACGAACAAGAAAAGGAAAAGGAAAAUAAAAUGAAAAAGAAUACCCAAAUGAUGGGAACAGGUAUUUAUUUUAAACCUUCAUUGAAUGAAGAUAUUGGCUCAUCUACAUCACAGUAUGAAUUUUUCUCUUCUGUCGCACCAUCAUCAUUUUCAUCACCAUUGUUAACCUCUGGUACCUUUACACGUAUGAUUUCUCACAUUCAUUCACAGAAAAAGCGUCGACGAUGUGAGUCGCAGAGAUUGGAGAAUCAAAUGCGAGAUGUUACCCGUGCAAAGGAAUUACCCUUGUUAAUAGAAGAUGUGGUCCGAUAUGCCCAACAUCUUAUUGGAUUCUACUCUAAGGGUAUCACUAACACUGGCACUAGCACUAACAGUACUUGUCAAACAGAGACAUUGACAUCACCGUGUGAUGAUUUGACUAUGGGUGAUCAACGACCUUCUACAGUUUACAUUCCUGUAGAAUCUCCUGGAAAUGAUGUUGGAUAUUUUAAUCAAAUGUUGUAUGCCAAAUUCCCACCUCCUCUUUUUCAAAACUCUUCCUUUGCUGCAGGUGUGGUUCGACUUUUACGUUGGGUACGAACUUGGCAAAGGUCCACACCGACGUCAAGAGAAAUAUCUGAAUCCCAACGCAAGAGUUAUGGAAAGAGAAAACAGUCUUCUAUCAGUAGCAGCAGUAGUGGUAGUAGUAGUAGUGGUAAUGGUAAUGGUAAUGGUAGAAGCAGUACAAGAGAAAGAGGAAGAGUAUUGGGAAGAAAAAUUAGAAAAUCAUUAUUUAAUGUGGAAUCGGUUUUACCUCAACGACGUGGGCGAAAGCGACUUCAUGUGGAAGAACAGAAUGAUAAUAAUAAUAAUAGCAGCGAUAGCGACAGUGAAACAAAUGAAGAAGUAAACAAAGGUCCAGUUGCAAAUAAUACAGAAAAGACAAAUGGAGAAUCCCCUUUACAGGAUUACACUGCCAUUCAGCGGUACCAUAAUGAUUGGUUACGUGCUGCAGAAAGAUUAAUAAGUGGCGGUGCUGUUACUGGAGGCAACAACAAUAAUAAUAAUAACAACAUUGGUGGAGGAGGUGGUGAUGGGGGUGUUGGAAUAAAGUUAAUGAAGUCUACUUCCGGAUCCUUCUCGCAAGAUCCACAUGAUUGGAAAGAGUAUGGAUUAACUACAGAUCAUAUAAUGUAUGAUGAACAUGGAAACCGUCUUCGUAGUGUACGUCUUGCAAAGAAGAUGGCGAAGAUGCGUGCAGAACAGGAAGAAGCUGAAAAGGCGAGGGAACAGAAACGUGGUUACUUUGCUCGUGUAGAUGAUAAUACUCGAGCAAUACGACGAAUGAACUUUGAAGAUGGUUUUUACACUGAUAGUGAAGAUUCCAGUGAUAGCACAGAGGAUGAUGUAACGAAUAUUGCCGUUCUUCAUGGUCCUUCUGGUGUUGGAAAGACCGCUACUGUAUAUUUGGUAGCGGAGAUACUUGGAUAUCGCGUAGUGGAGAUGAAUACAUCUGUGCGGCGUUGUCCAAAGAAUAUUGACCGUUUAUUAUCUGAACUAACACGAAGUCGACGACUUAGUGGUCUUGUUCCUGGAAAGGCCAUGGUGUGUAUUGAGGAAGAGUUAAAGAAAUUGAAAAGUGAACAUGCAGCGGCUGCGGCUGCGGCUGCUUCUUCUUCUCCUGUAUCCAUGGGGACACCGACAAGGAAAACGAAUCUGAAAAAGAAUAAAAAGUCUAACGUUAUUUCUGCAAGAGCCGUGGCAGAUUUCUUUCGUCCACGAGUUAAGACAGAGUCAUCCGAUAUUAUAAACGUUGAUGUUGAUUCCACAGUAACAGAAGAAGAAGUAGCAGUAACAACAAAACCAAAAACUGCAGCAAGAGCUGUAGUAGUGGGAUCUGAUGUAGAAGUGAUGAAUGACUCUUAUACCAGAAAAGCUGGAGAAAAUAGUAUUGGUAAAGGAAACUCAAUGGAAGAUUUAUCAUCAGGGGCAACAAGUACAUCAGGAAGUGGUAAUCCAACACAAGAAGGCCCAACACGUACAUUACUUCUCUUUGAAGAUGCAGAUGUUAUUCUUGGUGAUGAGGCGAUGAAACCAUUCUACGCGGCUGUUCGUGAUCUUGCACAGAAAAGUAAAGUACCCAUAGUCGUAACGGUAUCCUCCACUCCAUCUGGUAAUGCUCGUUCAACAACAUCCACAACAAAUGGAGGAAUAGGAACAUCAACAACCACAACAUCAUCAACAUCAACCACAACAUCGCAUGAUAUUAUGGAUACUGCACAUAUUGUACCAAUGGGAGCUGCACAGGUGGCGCAGUUCUUUGGAAAGCGAACGCCAUUUACUGGUAUUGCCCCAAUGUCUCGCAGUACUCUUUUCGCCCAAUUACUCGUUGUGGCUGCAGCUGAGCGAGGUCUUCUUUCCAUGUUUGAUGCUGAUGUAUGCACUGCAGAGGAGAAGGAAAAUAUAGUAACGCCGAGUAAUGAAACUUUGCUUGGUAUUACACCCUCUCGUACUUCUCAUGGAUCUGUUAUAGUGAAGAAUGUAGAAGAAUUUCAGCGUAUUGCUAAUGUUUUGAGAGAUGAAGUAUAUAAUAACCUACAAGGGGAAUCUUGUGGUACUCCUGAGGAUCAUACAGAUGUACGGUUAUGGCUUAAUCGAUUACAGUAUCUUUUAUUAGAAGAACAGUGGCCAAAACAUACACCACCUACCUCUUCUAUACCCGUUUCCGCAAAUAAUAAUAAUAAUAAUAAUAAUAAUAAUAAUAAUAAUAAUAAUAAUAAUAAUAAUGAUUCUGCCUAUAUAUUACCAACACAUGUAAAUGCAGAAGUUGGUGAUAUAAUGGUUACUGUUCGUGAUCGCAGUGAGUGGGAUAUGCGAUUAGGUCGUGUAUUGCAAGCUUCAGUUAACACAGAUUUCAUGAAGUUCUCUCCUUGGGAAUGGCAACAGUUUCAAUAUGGAGAAGAAAUUAUGGCUGUUGGGAAUAAUAGCGAUAUGUUAAAUGAACAUGUAAUGGGUGAAGGACGCAGUAACAGCAGUGUGGAUAUACCAAUAUCUUCCUCCUCUCUUGAUUCCCCAGAGAUGGAGAUAAUGAAUAUUCUCCGUGGAGUUAUUCCUGAUUCUAUUGGGCAAGGAAAUAAAACUUCUCAUUUGGAGUGUAUACAUGACAGAAGUACAACAAGAGAUAGAAUAGACGCAUUUAGUGGUUGGUGGCGCCGUACACGAAAAACAGAUGCUACGAAGAGUUUUGUAGCAUCCCGCAGUGCAGGUGCUUAUGAAGAUGUUAUUGGGUUUAGUUGUUUGUUGUAG
Molecule: messenger RNA, 3963 nt
Organism: Trypanosoma theileri
Lineage: Eukaryota; Euglenozoa; Kinetoplastea; Trypanosomatida; Trypanosomatidae
Exons: 1
Coding region: 1-3963 (1320 amino acids)
Cellular component (GO): nucleus
Molecular function (GO): ATP hydrolysis activity; ATP binding; DNA binding
Source: RefSeq, a predicted model, not a curated record